This is a messenger RNA of Andrographis paniculata, 1176 nucleotides long. RefSeq names its product auxin-induced protein 15A-like. The record is from RefSeq and is a predicted model, not a curated record. NCBI's taxonomy places the organism in Eukaryota, Viridiplantae, Streptophyta, Magnoliopsida, Lamiales, Acanthaceae. The coding region runs from base 638 to 952 and encodes 104 amino acids. The transcript has a single exon. Gene Ontology annotation, biological process: response to auxin.
UCACUUGGCAAAAUUACAUCUUAGUUUAUCCUCUUUCGUGACAGGUCCUUGACAUAAAUAACUAAACCAAGGAUCAGAAUUUGGUUGAGCAGUUGUUUGUGCCACACAGAACACAGACAUUAAGAGAUAUAAAUUGCUAAAAAUUUCAAGUUGAGGAUAUGAUUGGAGUUUCCCUUGUAUGGUAGGGCACAAUGUCAUGCUACAGAUUAGUCAAAACCAUGUGAUUCUUUGCCAAUAUACUUCACCUGAUAUGUCUACCUAAUUAUUUCCUCUAUAUUUUAACAAUGUUAGGGCUGAAAUAAAAGGCUCCAUGCCCUUAACUGGAGCCCUCAAACGUUAUAUGUAAGAAAGUUUAAAUAAAUAUAGAAAACAUGGAUUAUAUUUUCUCAACUAGGUUCAUCGACCUUCUAUAUAAUAUAUUCUUACAGAGUUCGGUUCAUAAAGCUUCAUGAGUACCUCAAGCUUCAAGUCAAGCCUUGCCCCCUAAUUAGUUCCCAGGGCCUUCUCAUUUCUAUUCAAGAAUUGAAUUUCCCCUCCCUAUAUAAGUCCUUCCUCUGAACCCACAAUUCAACCUAAAUUUUUCCUACCGUGUAAUCAUAAUUUCAGAAGUCCUUUGCAUCCGCCCGUCAUUCCAACAAUGGGACUCAAGCUGACAGGCAUAGCUCAUGCAACAAAAAAGCUACAUAGAAAUAUGUCGGCCAAGAAUGGGAACUUGUCAACUAGCACUGAUGUUCCGAAAAGACAUUUUGCCGUUUAUGUUGGCGAAUCACACACACGAUUCGUCGUGCCAAUCUCUUACCUGAACCACUCUUUGUUCCAGGAGUUGUUGCAUUUGGCAGAAGAAGAAUUUGGCUUCGAUCAUCCAAUGGGAGCCCUCACAAUUCCAUGCACUGAGGAUUACUUUCGGAGUCUUACAGCACUAAUAAGUUCUUCUAGAGAUGCAGCAAUAUGACUGUGUUAGUAAAAGAGUUUUUGCCUACUUAAUUCUCUCUAGUAUAGUAGUUGAUCAUACAGUCUAGCAAAGUGAUGUAUACAGAUUUCUGUUCUUGUUAAUUUAUUAGAGUUGUCAGACUGCAGUGAUCAAACUGGCAAGUCUCUUCUCUUAUGAUGCAGAUUCUCUUAAAGAUCCAACCUCCCAUUUUUUGGAAUCUAUGAACCCUAAUUGAAAGUAACAUU